Penicillium brasilianum is the source of this 640-nucleotide messenger RNA. NCBI's taxonomy places the organism in Eukaryota, Fungi, Ascomycota, Eurotiomycetes, Eurotiales, Aspergillaceae. The record is from the annotation of a GenBank genome assembly.
CUGAGGCUCUGUUAUACAAGAACCCAAAGGAGAAUAUAAGUAAGAUUGUUGCUCUCGCAGGAAAUCUACUUACCAAGCUUCAUGUUAUACCAACUCCAUUAAUAUUCUAUCGACUAAUACAAUUCCAUCAUGGGUCGCGAGCAGGUUAUCCCGAGCAACAAGCCUCGCGAGAGCGCCCUUCAAUAUGUGACCGGCAAUGGGCAACAUACUCUUCGAGUCGAAAAGUUCCUUGAAGCCGCCAGACCAAGUGGCGAGGAGGCGUACAGCUCCUUCGUGACUAAGUAUCCCGCACCUGAUGGAAAACUAAAGUACGCACCUGCCAUCAAAGGUGUUUCCGGCCACGUUAUCGAGACGGGUCAGUCGUUUACCAUACGCGAUGACUUCGACUUUGCCAACCCAUCCGCCAGUGGAAAGGGUUAUCAUGUCAAUGUACAGCUGGGAAAGGAUACUGUGGCCUUUACCUCCGGCCAAUAUAGCACGGCGCAGUAUUUUGACCGGGUCAGUAUGACAGGCGAGAGACUGCAUGGGGAUGGGGCCCGGGAUGCUGCCUCGUGGUAUACACAGGGAUAUUCGCGAUGAGUGCUAAACUCUUUGUAUAUUCUGUCUAUCUCUUAGAGUUGUGCGACUGAAGUAAAUCGGA